GGUUGUGCACAUGUCUCUAGUUGUCACCCGCGUUGUUCAACUUUCACCCUUCUUUUUCACCGCUUCAUGCAUUCCACCUCACCCUUCUCUUUCUUUUAUAAACAUCCCAAUCACGCUGCUUUAACGAUUCUUUGCAUCAUUGCUUCGCUCCAUCACGGCGUGAUUCCAGAUGGCAUACACCAGAGACAAGCUCGAACAUAUCCUCAAUGUCUACCGGGAGGCUGAGCUUGGGCAACCAAAGCCACAAAGCCAACGUCAUCUCCGCGAAGAUUACAAUCUUCGUCAGCUGAAGACCACCAAUCUCAAUCAUGCCGCUGCUUACCAGGACGACGCCAACUCCUCCGCCGAUGAAUACGACCCGAACACUCCCAUCAAGCGUCGCAGCAUUGGCAACGGCGCCAAACAAACUCCCAAACGACUUGAGCCUGAUCAGCCCUCCUUUACCACAAGAGGUCGGACCUACGUUGCAGUCAAAGAUAAGGAUGAUGUUGCUGGGUUCGUCACCCUCAGAUACAACGGCGAAGGAUCGAAGGCCAAGCUUGAAGAGCUAGCAGAAGAAUAUGGUGAUGGUGGCGACAGCGACCCCGAACCAUACGGUGGAUUGUUCAUGGCGGCUGGCGGAUUUGGCCCUGCUGCCGAACUGCCGCCUCACGAACAGGAGAGGUGGCAUCUCAAGUAUCUGGAGAGGCUUGAUCUGGAGUCUGCGCAGAUCGAUAACACAAAUGGGCGAGCGCUUCGCAACCGCAAAAUCCCGGACCGAGAUCCCAAGAUCGACAAAUGCACCGCUUGCAAGAAGGCCCGUGCAAGAUGCUCACUGAAGAAUAAUGGGCAAUUCCCAUGCACACGAUGUCAAAAGAGAGAGAUUGAAUGUGUCAGAGCGAAUAUCGAUCGGGAACUGGCUACGGAAGCGACACCUGCUCAUCCCCAUCAACAGGAAGCGGGCAAGAGGAAUAGCUUACAGACCGAUCUCGAGCCACUUAUUGCGGCCAACACUACCAAGCCUCCUUCAUCUGUCCCAACUUCUACUCCAGGUGAACGUUCAUUAGGCGAGAACAGCCCCUGUGCGUCCAAGACACCUCCAUCUUCAGCUGACACGAAGCAAUGGCACACGAAAGUCCAGCCAUCACCAGCACCAGGACAGAGCCAGAUUAUUGAUUGGUCGGAUACGAAGAGAGCAAGUCAGAUCAUCAGAUCGCACGUACUCGCCCAACAGUGUCCCUUCACGACACCAGUCGGCGGUUCCAAAAUAAAUCCCAUCGUCAUUGGAUCACCGCCAGCCUCCCCACCCCCACCUCAGUCAUCAGGAGAUGCUAAGCUACUAAGGAUCAAAACAUUCUGGGCACAUCCCAUCGACUUCAAAUUUCAACCUAGCCCGACCGAGCUGUGCCACUUCUGUUCCGACUUUAGGUACGGAAUCUAUGGAUACGGCGAACUUGAUGUUGAGGUAAUCCGAUAUCCGGGUGCCAUCGGCGUCGAAGAGACUGGAGAUGGACAUCGUGCAAGAGGCAGAGAAGCCACACGUAUGUGUGUCUUGUGUGCUUUGGCUCGACUUUACAUCCUCAAAUGCGCAGUGCACCGUUUCCGAAAGCUGGAUGUCUUGUUGUCGCAGAAAAUCUUUGACUUGUACACGACGCAAGUGCUCGCUGAGACGUGGGAUCCACCUCUCAAGAAGGGAGCGUAUUCGACAUGCUCACUGUGCCCGCAUCCUGCAUCCUGGAACUGCUGUGCUGAUCAAACACACGAUCCGUUUCGCCGAAAGCUAACACCGAUCGCUGGCGAGGACAGAGGUUGUGGAUUGCUCAUUUGUGAUGACUGUCACGUCAAAGUGGUCACGGAUGGCGGCCGCUUGAAGGCCAAAACUGUUGUACCGGCUGAAAAAGGCAGUGUCCGAGCAGAUAUCGAAUUUCUUUUUCCUGGAAGUGGACUUCACCAAGCAUAUCGUAAGUUGAGCAUGUAACCCAUCGCAUCGCUGUCAAAGGAUUCACUGACCUUACCGUAGGGUAGAACCAGGGUCAGUCAGCAUUGUGCAUGCGGUGGAGACUAGACGCAGUGGGCAUGGACAGGGAGGAGCUUUUCAUGAGAGCCUCAAGCUGAUUUUGGAGCAUUGGAUCGAUGCAUGCGCAAAUCAUUGCGAGUUGUCGAGCACAAAAGGCCCAACAUGUGGCUGGAUUAUUAAAGCAUGCUCAGAAAAGAGGAUGCUAGUUGGCUUCAGUGAAGAAUCCUAAAAGGGAAGAAUGCCUCGAGCAUAGCAAAAGUUGGUCUCUAGACUCGAUAUGAUGUUUCCAUGCUUUACCUAAAUCACAAGAUUCGUGGAGUUGUGAAUUGAUAAGAAAUCAGUAUCUCCGCGAUAAGGGAAAGCACGGAAGCUUUUAAUUUAAUCAUUUCACCAUG
Molecule: messenger RNA, 2391 nt
Organism: Exophiala viscosa
Lineage: Eukaryota; Fungi; Ascomycota; Eurotiomycetes; Chaetothyriales; Herpotrichiellaceae
Exons: 1
Coding region: 170-1957 (595 amino acids)
Biological process (GO): regulation of DNA-templated transcription
Molecular function (GO): DNA-binding transcription factor activity, RNA polymerase II-specific; zinc ion binding
Source: RefSeq, a predicted model, not a curated record